Messenger RNA from Xiphophorus maculatus (southern platyfish), 2099 nucleotides. RefSeq names its product N-acetyllactosaminide beta-1,3-N-acetylglucosaminyltransferase 2-like. Gene Ontology annotation, molecular function: hexosyltransferase activity. The coding region runs from base 557 to 1969 and encodes 470 amino acids. NCBI's taxonomy places the organism in Eukaryota, Metazoa, Chordata, Actinopteri, Cyprinodontiformes, Poeciliidae. The record is from RefSeq and is a predicted model, not a curated record. The transcript has 3 exons. Gene Ontology annotation, cellular component: membrane.
UUCCCCCUGAAUCUCGAUCCAAAUCAGUAAAUGUGGAAAAGGCCAAGCCUCCCAACCUGCAGCACUUAAACAAUGUCCUGCAGUUUUGGUUAAACCUUCUGUUUUGACUCCAAUAAACAGUCUCAGUCACGGCUACAACGUUCUUGUUCUGGAAAUUCCCAUGGGCUCGGUUUUUCUUUCUACAAGUUUCGCAACACAAGUAUCAGAGGUUUUUUUUUUGGUUUUUAGGGGGGAGGAGGAGGACAAACAUUCUAAAAAUCUGUAUUUCCUGAUUCCUCUUCGCCCUGCAGAGUGCGUGGCUUUGGCGGGAAUCUGCUCAACGGGAUGACGUCUCUCCAGGAAGACGGGCCUACUCGUUUGGCGGGAAUUCAAGUUUCUACAGGAGGAAUGCCAAGGAGCAGGUUUCUUAAGAAAUGCCUCCCAGAAUUCUAAUUUUUCAGGCCACACGCCCUGCGAAACAUCUCCACCUCACGCCCGCGGCCCCAGUGGGAGCUCUGGCCACAGCAAACGGAUGAGUUUUCACUGCGCGAGGAGGUGCUCCGCUUGAAACGGCUGGAUGGCACGACGCUGCUGUCGCUUGAGAAACAUCUUGAUCUGCGUGUGUACGCCAUGCUGCUGCCUGACCGCGCUGUCCAUCUACGCCAUCGUCACCAUUUCCCUGCAAGUGAAUUCAAUGAUGUUGGGACACGUCCCCAGGGUCUCGUCAAAUCUGGCGAGCCCCCAUUUUGUAGCCGCGGGUGCUUCGAGCAACGGCAGCAAUCCCUCCGUCCCUAAAACCUUCUGGGAACGACAUCUGCGAAGCGAUGCCUUGUGGAACCGGCUCCAACGGCACGUCGACCGCCAUUUCAACCCCAUCGUCCGCAAAGAAAAGUCCGACACGUUGUUAGAACGAAGUAGCUUUGACGAGUCUCUGCUGCCCCAAAGCUACUUUGAAGUUACCGGCAUGGACAGCGUGAGGGAGAACUUUGAGAGACUACCAAAGCAGGUAGAAGAAUUUGCGAGCAACAUGCACAAGAGGAACUACUCUAUCCUCAUCCGACCAGAUGGAGAGUGUGGAGCUCAGUCAAAGCAGGAGAAGGAGCCUCCGCUGAUUCUCUUUGCCAUCAAGUCAACGGCGCUAAACUUCAGGAACCGACAGGUCAUUCGACAGACUUGGGGUCGGGUGGGAUGGGUGGAGGGACAGAGGAUCAACAGCAGCGACGGUGAUAUGGGCGGAGGAUACAUCCGAAGGGUAUUCUUACUGGGCAAAGAAACCCCAGAAGACCUGGGUGUAGACAUAUCCCAUUUACUAAGAGCAGAAAGUAAGCGUCACGGAGACAUUCUGCAGUGGGAUUUCAAAGACACGUUUUUCAACCUGACUUUGAAGGACGUGCUCUUCUGGCGCUGGUUCUCACGCCACUGCGGUAAGCCUCUCUUUGUCUUGAAGGGAGACGAUGACGUCUUUAUCAACACCCCAAAGCUGAUCAGCUACCUCCAGGAUCAGCUAGAGGAGCACAGAUCCCGCAACACCCUGCAUGAGUUCAUGGUCGGCGAGGUGAUAGGGUCUGCUUUACCCAAUCGAGUGAGCAGGUCAAAGUAUUUUAUCCCGGAGGGCUUCUACAGGGGGCUCUACCCCAUGUACGCGGGCGGAGGAGGGGUGGUGUACUCGGGCGAGUUGGCUCGACGCCUGCACAACAUCUCUAAAACAAUUCACCUGUUUCCUAUUGACGACGUCUACGUCGGAAUGUGCAUGAUUCGGCUCAACGCCCAUCCCGUCCACCACCCGGCUUUCCGCACCUUCGACUUCACCGAGAAGGAAGAGGCACAGCCGUGUUCGUACCACACCAUCCUUCUGGUCCACAGGCGAAGCCCCAGAGAAGUAGUCGACCUGUGGGCCAACCUGAAAGACACGAGAGAACAAUGUCAGGAUGUACCUCUGAGGGCGGUCGAGAAGAAAAAACAGAGAGCAACGCCACCACCGAGUGUUUAAGCGCAGCUCAGGACUCUUAUCUGAAAAAACAAUGUUAAAAAGAGUUCUGAUCAACUGUGACUGCUUCAAUGUGUUUUCCACACAUUGGAAAACUUUUAGUUUGUUCAUUGUACUUCCUCUUGUUGGGUUA